AGCUCUUAUUCAAAGAUGGCGGCAUCGUCUCCUUCAAUACCUCAACUUUUUACUGAACUAGAUCGAUUUGGAAAGGAUGGAAAUUUCGAAAAGGCCCAGAAAAUUGCUAAUAAAAGUAAGGGUAACUUUUCUAGUCCACCAUAGAUUAUUUUCUCAUUUUUAUUGAUCCUAUUUCUUUGUUUCAUAGUUUUACAAGAAAAACCAGAUGAUAAGGAAGCAUUUCAUUGUAAAGUUGUGUCGCUGAUUCAUCAGUCUUGUUUCCGAGAAGCUGUGGAUGUCAUCAAUUCCGCGCCCAAAAAGGGGUAUGUACAUGUUUAGCCUUUUUUUCAGUACUUUUUCAUAAACAAGACGUAGUUUAAUGUACUAACCCUUUUGAAAAUAAUUUAUAAGCUUAGUAAUAAACCCAAGCUUAUAUUUUAAAAGCCAGUGGCUAUUUGUACAGGAACCGUGCACCGAUUUGUAUUUCCUAUUCAUUCAGGAUUAAGUCUCCUCUUGAAAUAUGUAUGAAAUUUCUAAGUCUCUUGAACUUUCUGCCCAACAAAUGUUCAUGAAAGUGUAAGUUUCCUCGAUUUUUAAGGAAAAAAAUCAGUGGCAAUUCUUAAGGAAAAAACUUCAGUGUGGCAAGAUUGAGAAUCGAACACGGGCCGUAGCAUCUGCAGCCGACUACCUAAAUCACUAUACCACUGAGCAUUCGCUACUAAGUAAGUCUUUGAUUUCAUCAUUUACAUAGCAACAACCCUAACCCUAGAUAGAAGCUAACCAUUAUGAGUCACUUAUUAACCCUAAUCAGUAUGGUCAGUGCUUUACCCUAAUCAGCAUAGUCAGAAUCCUAUAUGAGUCACAAAUACAAGUUGGUGUACAGGGCCCAUACAAAUAGCCACUGGGUAUUUUAAAAAUUAAAAGUAUGUAAUAGAAAUUUGAGAAAACUUAAAACUUUAUGCACACAGUCAUCUACAUGUAUCUACGUACAAAUCCACCCCUUACUGUGAGCAGGCUUUUAAUCAGACAUUGAAAACUGGCCGUCCAGGAGGCAUGUUUUCCCAUAAAAUUAUAAGAGUUAAGUGGAUUUUCCUUGUAUUUCUUCCAAAAAUGGGUGUCCAUAAGAAGGCCUUUACUCCCUUCUGGCUAAAACCUUGACCGCGAGAGACAUUUUGCGGGAGAGACAUCUACACUUCGACAACAGAAAUUCCUUACCAAAAGCCUAAAAUCUGUCUGGAAUCUGGUCAGCACCUUCGAUUGGUUGAGGGAGUAGUUGCAAAGGUUAAAUGUAAAGACAAUGAAUUUAUGACAAAAAAGUCAAUAUUCUUGGAAUAUAUUACACCAAUAAACUCAAAGGAAAUUUAUAUUUGGAACCCCAUGACUACAAGAUCAAUUAUGCAAUCAUUGAGUUACUUUAUCAGUCUGGUAUUUCUGUCAUUGACGCGUAGAGAUAUCUGAGGAUUGACGAGAGAUGGCUUUAUUUGCUGGCUAACAGACACCUGAUUUAAUUUGACUUCAGGGGUUAUUACAAAAUUAAAUACAAGUAUCACUUUCAUGUUUAGCCCUGGUCAUAUAAUUUCAAGCAACACAGGUUUCCCUCCUCCUUUGCUUGCGCAUACCGAUUUUUGUGUUUUCCUUCCACUUGAAUGCCUGUGACACAGGCAGAACUUUUGUCUUUCUGGGUAGCAAUUGUAUGUUUAUGUUGCAGUUAAUUUUUUAUUCCAGGUAAUUUUUGUUUUUCCUGUGUUUCAAAUCAUUAGCAUACAUCAUCAUACCCAAAAGCAAAGGAAAAAUAAAAAUUACCUGAGAUAAAAAAUUAGCUACAAUAUAUACAACAAGGCUGGUUUCCAUGUAUGUGUAUGACACAGCCCAGACAAAAUUAGCCAGUAGCCAGCAAUUUUAAUUCUAACAAUGGAUUAUUUGUCACCUACUCAACAACGAGAUUUAAUGAUACAACAAACUGAAUGCAGUUCAGGGAGAUUGCUAUCCACCAAGGCUGAUAACGGUCGCCAAGAAGUUAUUAGGGACCUUAAGAUCAGAUGACGGCAAUGCCAAUGAGAAUGUCAAAAAAAGACAGUGAUAGGUUUAAUAAGCAGGCCCCAGUUGCUCAAACGUUGGAUAGCGCUAUCCACCGGAUAAAUCACUAUCCAGCAGAUAGCGUAAUUGGUUUCCCUAAUACUCAUCCGCUGGAUAGUGAUUUAUCUGGUGGAUAGCGCUAUCCAACGUUUGAACAACUGGGGCCAGAACAACAACUUUGCACGUGCAUCAUGCUUUUUAGUACAUUUCUUUACCAUUUUUGCACGACUACAACUUGAGAAUACCUAAUUUCAUGUUUUAUAGAGGGCAUAAAUGAGCAAUGCCAAAAAUAAUUUUCUUUCUCUUUCUUACUUUGGAUAAGGCUCUUAGGAAUUCAAAUCCAGGAGAGUUUUUAUACAUUCAACAAAGUUUUACCUGCCAUCGCCAUCAUCUAAAGGUCCCUAUUAUCUAAUAGAUAUUAAGUCUUGAAACGAAACUGGUAUUUAUAUUAAGCAUCUUACACAAAGAUCGUUAUUCAUCAACAUAGUAUAACAAGACACGAAAAACUUCAUUCUGGAGAUACUUAAAGUCUAUUGAUCUCUGUAAAAUUCAAACCUUUUUUGUUUAUCCUUUAACAGGAUAAACAUUGAACUCCGCUUUGAGAAAGCUUACAGCCUUUAUCGCCUUAACAAAACCCAGGAGGCUUUGGAUAUAUUGAAUGCUAUCGAUGAGCCUACACAGCAGGAGAAAGAACUCAAAGCACAAGUGGUAUGGAUGUUUUAAUUUUUUUAUAAAAAUGGUGAUUCCCUGAAAGGACACCUCUUGUAACUCUUACUUGCACAGUCAUAUAGAGAAUUUUUUCAUGAUGUUAAGCCACAUAUUGAUGUUCAACAAGAAUGACGUGCCAGCCAUGUUGGUGUUCCGAGCAAGUCUUGUGGUAGUUGAACUUUUUCAUAUAUAAACACUUUCAUUUGUUCUGGAAUGAAUUUGCAUUGAUGCUGGCCAUGUGAGUGAUUAAAAUAAAAUUUAGGUUAAUUUGUUUUAGUCUUGCUUGAUUCUCAAUGUCCUUUAUCUCCUGGCUCUAGGUUAUGAAUACUUAGGGCUAGCAAACAGUCAACCCUAGGUUUUUAUCCUGAAUUUAAUUUUGACCUAUAAACAACAUCAAUAUGUACAACAUACAACACAAGAUAGAUUAUAAUCCAAAGGUCAUUGAUCAACCUUGUUCCCUGACUCCUCUUCUACUCGUCAUCUCUAACUCACUCUGGGGGAUGAGUAGGAAAGGAACCUGGGAAUGAGAUGGGGUCAUACCAGUACAAUGCAUGUGAUGCCUGAAAAUAUCAUGUUUCUUUUCUUCCAGAUAAAAUUUUACAUUAUUUUACUUGUAACCAAUCCACAUACUAUUAGGAUGUUCCUAUGGUGUAGCUCAGUCCACAAAAUUAUAGUUUUAUCAAAACCAUUUUCUUCUGUCUUCUCACUUUUCUCUUUUUCUUUAUCUAUUUUUUAUAACAUUACUUAAAAUUUUUUUGAUUUGUUUUUGUUAUAGCUGCUAUCUAUUAAUUUGAGCAAUCUGUGUUAUAUAACUCAUGAUAAUAUUAUCUGAGACUUAACCUGAUUCCAAAUUAUCAAAUCACUAAGCUUUGAACUGUUGAGGGGCUAAGUUCAAUCCACAACGAAAUAAUAAUAUCUCCAACAGUCUAUCAUCUGAAUUCUCUAGUUUUCUCAUUAAUUUAUCUCACAUGUUCUUUCUUGUUUUUAUUUUAGCUAUACCGACUUGAAGACUACAGGGCAUGUUUAGAAUUGUACAAGGACUUGAUAAAAAAUUCUCAGGUAAUUGCUGAAAAUUACCUUUUAUUUUCCUUUUCAAUACUUUGCUUCAUUUUAUCUUUGUAUAGCACUUGUUAUUGCAUGUUUCCAGCAGGGCUGUCACGAAAAUUUCAAGUUGCCAGGCGAGUAUAUACAAUCAGUAGAACGGGAAUUGUCCAGCAAGGAAGUUCUUUUGGUUCUAUUUUCCAUUUUUUUCUUAUUAAAGUAGGCAGAGCUCAAGCUCAUAGCAGCCAGGGGAAAUCCCCUUUCCCCCGGCCCUUAGUGACAGCCUUUUUCCAGUGUGUUUGUCCUGUGUUCCUACAUAUGUUUAAGAUUGAGUUGGUAAUUUUUGGUUUGCAGGACGACUAUGGCGAUGAAAGAGAAACUAACCUAGCUGCUGUUAUUUCUGCCGCCGCUCAGUGGGGUGGAUUGAAAGUGGUAAUAAAAAAUGGACAUACAAAUGCAUACCAUCGAUUACUUUUAUUUGUCACUAAGCAACUUCUAGAUAGCAUUUUGAUAAGUCAUGUUAAAUAUUAUCUCUUGUAAAAUAGUCUGUUCACAUAAUGAAGUGCUUUAUCUGUCUCCUCAAAGUGAUUUUUGAGUGGAUUUGUUUAUUAUGCUCAAAUUUGAUGUCAGAAGCCCUGGUUGUUUAGCCUAAUCCACAAUCAGUCCAAGUCUAAAUACCACUACAUCUACAGGGUAUACCUUCACACUUCAAGAUUUUUUCUUGUUUGCAGUGUGUUAAUUGAUUGUUUGUGUUUACUAGGAUGACCCAGGUUUGCGGGAAGAUACAUAUGAGCUGUGUUACAAUUCAGCCUGUCUUUCCUUGGGACAGAAUGAUGUAGAAGCUGCUCAAGUAAAAUUAAAGAAAGCAGAAGGUGUGGAAGACAAUUUCUGAAAAUUAUCUACAGGCCAUUUUACUUUAUAGCAUAGUUUAGAAAAUGAGCCUUAAUUUAGAAGGGUCAGCUUCCCUGUGUAGUGGGUGUUUGGUUUCAUAGACAAAGUAAUGGCCACAGACAAAUCCCGAAUAGGACAGGGAUACCCCAUAACACUAACCCCAACCUUUUGCCAUUUAGUGAGUUACAGGGGCUGAUCCGAUCCAGUCCAUUCCUAGUUUUGUUGACACCUGGCACCAAUCACAUAUCGUAAUAUUAAAAGGGAAUCAGCAGUACACUAUGAAAUUAACAUGCUUGUCAAUUUUCAAUGAAAUUAAUCAUUCUAUCAUUGCCCAAUUUGGUUAUUUGUAGAAAUAUUUGCCAUAAGCCCUUAAACAAAGUUCUGAUUGCAAAAAGGGUUUGCUAGGCCCGUAACACUUUUUCCUGGAUUGGCUCCGUAAUUUUUACCCCCUUGACUGUGUUACUUGAUUCUCAAACACAAGAGUCUGAUGGAUUAUCAGUUUCCCAAAAGUGGUCAGCAAGUAGUUAACAAACAUCACAUUUCAUAUUUUCUGCUUUCUGGUGAUUUCUUUGAAGUAGUGUACAAACAUUUGUUUUCCUUUGUUUCAAAUCAAGGCAAGGAACAUGAGACACAGACACAGACACAGAAAUUUUGCAUAAUUAGAUUUGAACCACCACUUAAAUGCUAACCUAGGUUAGAUAUUACAGAUCAUCCACAGGUCAGCCAUUUACAGUGUAUGUGACAAUGUAUGUCACCAUAUUAUCCUUUGAAAAUUGCUGAGUCAUAAUUAUUAUUAAAACUUUUUUGUAUUUUCUAGAGUUGUGUAAGACAAGUCUUCAAGAUGACCCUGUAAGUUUUGUAAAUACAGUGUACCUGUAAUAAUACUGUAUUCACUGUUUUUAAGUGAAUUGUACCUUUGAAAAAUGUUGAUAAGAAAAAAAUAAUAAUUAAGUCAUCCUUUGGCUUAAAGCGAUAAAAAAGGGUACAAACUUUUGACAACCUUUCUACAGUCUCCAGGAAGUAAAAAAAUGAAAAGGCAACAAAAAUUCUAAAAUACCCAUAAUCUGAGUUUUGAAACUAUGUAUAAGUCAAUAAAUACCCUGACCACACUGCGUAAAAUUAUCAAUAUAGUGUAAAUUUUGUUCUAUAUGUGGAUAUUUGAUAGAAUUACAAGCACAUUAAUGGGAUGGUUGUAUUUUUAAUACGAAAUUUGGUAAAUUGUUGUGAAAAAAUUAAUAACUCUCCACAUCUGACAGUGUUGGCCAACAACUGAAUAACAGUCAAUUGAGAGUACAUUGCAGGCAUUGUUCUUCACAAUUUGCCAGAAAUUGAGGGCCAGUUAUUUAAAUGGAGUUUAGCCAGUGUUUAACAAAACCCCAUUCUCACUGAUUUGUUUGCUGAUCGCUUUGCUGUAAGCACCAUUUAUUGUAAAGAGUUUCAUGAAAGCAUAUAUAUGGCGUAGACUAGAAAAGGAUUUUGUCGUCUUAAAAUGACCCACUAAGGAAGAGAUCUGAAGGUCCAAAGAUUUCCUAAACCGCAGUGUAUAAAGGUAUACUUUGUUUUAAUAACUUCUUCAGGAUAUAGCAGAAGAAGAGAUAGAAGCUGAGAUGGGGGUUGUCAGGUGUGUUUUUUGUCUUUUAAUUCCAAAUCCCUCAUGGCUUGAAGUUUUGUUUUAGCCUAAGAAUGCAAUGUAGUUUUCUUCCAACUAUGGUACAUGCACAUAGUACUACAUGUAGAUCUAGAGGCAGAACACCAGUAUACUGUUCUUACUUUAUAAAGUUGCACUUUGUUGGUUGAUUAUAAGUUUAGUAGCUGCUUAUAGUGGAUUGUAAGUGUGGUUUAGACACUUGGCCAAUGACUGUAGGAAAAAUAAUGAGCCUAGAAAACAACGAACAUUGAAGACCAACUGUCUUCCUUAUAAAGCACAGCCCAGUCAUCAGAGUUAUGUUUCAUACCGUUGCACUCUUUUACUUACGAUAUUGUUUAUGUCAUGUUAUCAGGACACAGCUAGCUUAUGCUUACCAAGUACAAGGAAAAAAUGAUGAAGCUCAGAAGCUCUACAAUCAAGUUCUCAAGUCAAAGUAUGGACAUCAUUCAUUCUUGAGUAUUUUCAUACCUAUAAUUUAAAUAUUGCAGCCAUCCGUAGCACUUCCCAGAACUCUUCUUUGAGUAGCAGUAGCUAUUACAUUAUUUUUUUGUUACUUUUCACUUGUGACAGACCCAAUGACCUUGCCUUAGCUGCUGUUGCAUCCAACAAUAUCAUCACACUGAACAAGGUUAGCUAUGUACACAACAUUUUCAUAAGAAUGUUGUCAUCAACUCAGUUUCCAAAACUAAUAAUACCUCCAUGAGAAAUGACAAACAAGUGAUUUGUUGUUGUUGUUGUUGUUGUUGUUUUUUGCAUGGGGGAUUGGAAACCCAUUUGAAAUUCAGUAUUAGGGCUAAGAGACAAAGAAAAUAUUGAGAAUCAGCCCGCUUACGUUAAAAAAAUUCAACAUGAAUUUAAUUUUGACCUGUAACAUAUAUAGUCAACCCUCUAUUAAAUAUUUCUAUUAAACAUUUGGAAGUGACCAAAGUCCAAACAAGACAAAAGUUCCAAAUUUCAUCUUAUGGAGAACAGUGAAAGUUUAAGUGGUCACACAAUGGGAUUUCCUCCACAGACUCAAAAUUUAGAACCACCCCUCUACCUCUUAAGAUGAACUGCGGCUUUCUAAUACAAUUGUUAUUCUGCAAAAAAAGACUUUGUUUGUGGUUUAUUGGUUUUGAGGUAAGACAUGAGAUGAGGUUGAAGAAUUUUGGUUAAACGCCGUAAAAGUGGUAGUUAAAAUGGUAGGUCUUUAGUGGUGCACCCCUCCUAAGAAAAAUCCUGGAUCCGCCCCUGCCACCGUACAAGAAUUCAUCAUUCCCUCUGGGAUUGAAAAGGUUAAGCCACAAACUUUGAGAAAGCAACCCAGAGACAUGUGGCUGGUUAACGAAGGCUUGAAGUGUAAUAGAAGGAUAACUGUAUUCAUCUUUCUCAUUUUCAUUACUAAGCUUAACAUUUACCACCUUUUUUCAAUGAAAUACGUUUUAGCCAGCAAACACACCAUUGUACCAAAAAUGGAAAGUUUUUCUUUUUUUGACUAUGUUUUAGGACCGUGAUGUAUUUGACUCAAAGAAGAAAGUCAAGGCAACUUCUGCUGAUGGUCUUGAACACAAACUGACAGCAGCUCAACAAAAAUCUUUACUGUUUAACCGAUGUCUUUUGUCCUUUUACUCGAAUCAGGUGAGAAAAAGUCUUCCUCGGUUUAAAUUUUGACCUCCCCAGUCCCGAUACGCCACCUAAGAACAUGUCUUAAAGGCACUCUUCACGGGAGAGCUGUUCGACGUGCAACGCGAGCGCGCGUGAAAAUCAACCCACGGUAAAAUGGGGGACUACUCGUAGUGUAUAUUUUAAUGGCAUUAAUAACGAAAUGUCCACACAAAAAAACUAGGCAUUCAGUGUUGUUUCUUAUCUUUGGAAUGUCUAGAACAUUUUAUAUUUUAGAAGCAAGGUUUGCAUGAAGUACGGAAAAACAUACAUGUAUAGACAGUCAUUUCAUGAGUUUGCAACUUCUUCAUGUGAAAGCCCUGUAGAAAGCGAUGCCCAAUACCCUCAGUAUCCUCGCACUUUUUUAAAACUUAUAAUUUCUUGGGACCCCUGUAUGUCGCAUCUCUUUUGUUUAAGGGCUGGGUUUCAUUGUUAACAAAAUAUAACAAUCGAAAUCACGUUUACUUCUCUUUCUAAACAGCUUGAAGCUUGCCGUAACCUGAUAUCGACUCUUGAGGCAAAUUACGCUGAUAGCGACUUUCCUUGCCUUAUGAAAGCUUCUCUUCUUCAUCGAGAGAAACACUCGGACAAAGCUGUGGAGCUGCUUAAGGUACAAUAAACUCUGUACAGGUACUUGUUAUCAUCAAAGAACCUUUCAUGCUUACGUUACCAAACGCUCGACAGCCCUAAUCUCUCAACACUUACUUCAUUUGGGACAGAAACUCUGACUUCCUUUGAACCUGCACAUCAAUGUGGCUUUACAAAUGCAUGCCAUUAGAACGAUUUAUCAGUUAUAUAUACAUUCAUGAGAUUUCCAUGAGACGUUUACUCUUACCCUCAAAGCAAAUCCAUUGGUGUUGCUCUUUUUUAUACUCCCAUGGCUUUCCAAGGUUAGGGAUUCGCGUAAUGUAUAGUUAGCGGCAAAUUUCACGGACUUCCCUUGGAGAUCCUUUUAUGUUAAUAGCCCCAUUGAUUAUACUUCAUUUGUCUUAGCUUCCUGCAGAUCUGAUCGUUUGUUUGUUUGUUUGUUUUUUUGCUUUUUGUUUUUUUUUUUGGCAGAAGUAUGCAGCGGAUCAUGAAGAUACUUCAAUGAGUGUUAAGCUUACAUUGGUGCAGCUUUGUCUAGCACAAGGUUACUGGAGUCCCUUUUUUCCUAUUCUUUCUUUCUAUUCUUCUUCUUCUUCGGUGUCAGGUCUUUCUGUAACUGUUUUAUAUAACAGUAGGCCAUCUAAUAUUGUUUCCUACUUCUUUUGAAGUGUUUUUGUUUAUAGUUCAUGCAAAUUUGUGUGUUUUGAGCAGUCACAGAGAUAUAGAAAUUUUCUGAAUCGUUGCUUUGUAAGGAAUGUCCUAGAUAUUUUGUUGGUAGUUAAUUAUUAACUCACUUUAACUCUGAAGAUGACUCACUACUGCAAAGCUUAGACAACGAGCAGUCUCUCUUUUUUCUUGGUCCGUCGAGCAAAACGCCCGAGACGCGUAAAUGACCACGCGCGUGACUGAAGGCGCGAGACGAGGCGCCCUCCUUUCUCGCGUCUCGCGGCUUCUGCGCUCAACCCUCGCGCGCGCGUGCAUUCCCCUUACUAAAUCUGAAGAAAAAGAGACACUGCUUCCAGUCUACGCAAAGGUUUGUCGAAACUUCUGUCACUGUGUCAAUAACAGUGUUAUUCAGAAAAACGAUCACCCGGAUGAUCAUGCUCUACCUACUUAGUGAUCAGAAUAUUGCUCAGUCAAUCUGCGCAGAAUCAGUCUCCAUUACUUUUUGAUUCAUUCUGAAGUUGUGAUCUUUUGAACUCUCAGGAAACGUUCAGGAUGCCUGUACAACGCUACGUUCAAUCAAAGACAUUGCUCACAAACCAGGAGUGGUAAGUCAUUACACUUUCUUUGCGUCCUCUCAAAUACCACAAAAUGCCAGCCUUUUGCUUCAAGACAAUCACAAAUAUUUAGAUGUUUAAAGAAGGGACGCGUCGGAGACAGUUGCCACCCAAAUAAAUAAUGAUAAACAAAAAGCUGGCCCAAAGACCUUUGAACACAAUUUUUACUUCAUGGUCAUUUGCUUUGAAAAACAAACAAGCAAGAGGAGAUUAUUUAGUAAAGAUGGUGAAAAAGACGCAAGGUUUGCGCCCUGUUGAUCAUCUUGUUCCUUAUCGUAAUGAUUCUUAUCUAACAAACCCACACAUAGAGUGUGUCAAGUUCAGCUGACUUGUUUUGUUCUUUUAUAACAAGGUAUCUUCUCUAGUGACAAUGUAUUCCCAUCUUGGCGACGUCAACGCUGCUGUUGCUGUCCUUGACGAUGCUGUGGAGUUUGCGCAGAAGAACAAGGUAAGCAAGGAAGAAUGUUCCUGAGUAGUCCACCUAUCUCUGUCAUGGCAACCCUUACGAUUUUUUAUAAAUACUACUGUAUGGAGGGAAAAGCUGUCUAAGCGUAGAGUACGGCCCAGGUAGAACACGCGAGAUACCCCAUUACAAUCUCUCGCGGAUCGCUCGAGCGUGCCACUCGCGCGUGAUUAUUCGCGAUACCACCAAAGGGGGUCAUGGCUUGUGGACUAAAAUUCAAGAACGAGCAGCAGACCUUUUCGUACGUACUACAUGAAAGUUUUUUAUUUUCCAGCACACGAUGCGUCAGUCCGAAGUUCUCACACUGAUGAGGGAGAAUGUAGCGUACAAGUUACAUCAUGGCAAAGCGAAAGAAGCUGCAGAUAUGUUAGAGAAGUUACACAAGUAAGAACGACGUAAUUCUUUAUCAGUUGAGGUGUCACUAUUUUGAAACUGCAGCUGGUUAAUUGACGGCCAUUCCAUUUACUAUCCAAACCCCACCCAACACCCCAAAGGUGAGACUUUCCGAGGUGGGGGGGGGCUUUCAAUUUUUUUUCUGAAUGGGUUGCUGCGUCCGCACCGUUGAUAUUUGGAAUAUUUCGAAAAGGUCUUUGCUUUAUGAAGAGGAAUAUGAACAAACGGGCUAUUUCUCAGGGGGCAGGUGACUGUGAUGGUAAUACAUUUUGGGGGGCGGGGGUAAAAGUUAAUUUACCUCUUCUGUAGCAGGUUGGAAUAUUAAAUAGAAUGGCUGUGAUAACGUUCAAUACAUACGUUUUAAUCUUGAGACCUUAUCCUCACCGUUCUUCAGGAAGAAACCUACGUCUUUGACUGGGCGUAACUAUUAACUUUUUUUGUAAAUCGAGUCUUUCACCGUUUACCUUUAUUUUAUUUUUUUUUAUUUUUAUUUUUUUUUUGCUUCAUUAAAGGGAAGAUCCAAGAGAUGUGAAGACAUUAGCUCAGCUCAUCAAGGCGUAUUCCCGAGUGAAUCCAAAGAAAGCAGAACAGUAUCCUUUUUUUAGGAAUAUGAUGCGUCUGUUAGGAGUCUAACCUGAGAAAACAGCCGACGUUUUUGCGACGCUACGACUGGUUUCUCUGCGUAAUGACGUCUGAGAAACAAGCGUAGAAAUUCCAUACUGAUGACGCGUCACUACCAAGAUCUGAGUAGUGCUUCUGAUUGGUCGUGCCUUGAGGGAAACUUGUUUUCACCAAUAAGUGGCACUACCCAAAUCUGGGCAAGCCAUUGGUAUGGAAUUGCUGCGCUCGUUCCUCAGACGUCAUUUCACGGGGAAACCAGAGAUGAUGUCGCAAAAUGUCGACUGUUUUCUCAGUCUAUAAGGGGCCUUUUAGUCUUGGUGUUCCUCUAAACUUUCUAUUACUGUGGUUUUUAUGUAUUCUCAAAUGAGAAAAUGAAAGAAAGCUAAAGCUCCUUAACCGCUGUUAUGAAACAGUUACAGUGAAAAGCUGACACCUCUGGAUGCGAGUUCCACUGAUGCAGCGCUUGACGUUGAUAAGUUAGAGAUGUCCCACAAUGCCUUUGGGUCUCGGUAUGGUCGAUCCAGGGUUAAGCAGGAAGGCCGUGAUACAGAAAUGGAGGAACUAAGGUGGGUUUUGUGAAGACCGCGGACUCAGCUUUUAGACCGGUUGGCUAAUCUCCAUUAUCACAAAAGAUUGAGUUUCAACAAAGUAGCAAUUGGAAAACACGGAUGUCUAGAUUUCUAAUAAACUGAGGAAAUGUAAUAAUAAUAAUGGCUUCACCGUGUUGUCAUGGAUUCUUCGAUGUUGAAAAAAACUGGUGCAAUCGAUUUCCUUGUUUGUUUGAAGCAUCUUUUUCGUGUUCGAAGGGAGUAGGUUUCCCAGAAACCUAAAUUUUUUUACCCUAAAUGAUCGAUUAAGCGCCGCUACUCGAAUAAGUUCCGCGGCGCUAAUUUGGGUAUUUACAAAUUAACGCGCCAUCUUUGUUACGGCGCUUGAUAUACUGAAGAAAUAAGACCUCGACCAACUCGUGAGUUCUCAAGUUGGAAACCCUUGAAACGGGAUUCAUAUAACAGUUCGAGGUGUACAUAUUUUAUAUUCAAUUGUGCAUACCUAGUACGCGCCUCACUUAAUUCUCUCUAUAUUCCCCUCAGUGUUUUACUCGUAGUUGAAAUAAGCGCCGCUCUCUUAUAAGCGCCCGCACCUAUAACAGGGAAAAUGAAAUACGAUCAUUUACGGUAGUUUCAGUGAGAUGUUUACAGUGGUAUUGGAAUAAAAGUGUAAUAAGAUAUUUGUUUGGUGUAACAGGCACGAUAUCAUCGUGAAAAGAAGAAAAAGAAAGCGAAAGAGAGGUAUGUACGCUAUAUAAAGCCUGUUUCCUUACGAUUUGGUAAACAAUCGGCGACAUGACUUAGUCAUGUCUUAGAUAAGUCCUUCAGUUAGCGUUGACCUCCAAUCCGAUAUGAGAUCGUUGAAGCUUAUUGAAGUGGUUUUCUCAAGGAAAAAUGAGCAAUGCGAUGAAGCUUAGCAUCACAAAAUUAACUACCUCGUCGGUAUGGAACAAUAGGUUCAUGCUUCAGCUGUGCGCUUAUCGAGAUACGAAACACGCGAAGAGUUGGAAGAUUAGAAUCUUCGGAGUUUCUAAAUAGCGACAUUUGACUUUGCUGUCUGGGAUCUUUUGAACACGUCCAACUCAAGCAGCUUCCGAUCGUAUUGCAGGGCGUUACAGGUUACACCAUCUAUCAUUAUAUGGAAACUAAGCUUAACUAUCUUACCCUGUUUAUCUUGCUUGUUCACUUUUGAGAGUUUCAUGAAUCAUAUUUAAGGAAAAGGUUUGAUCCCCAUGUCAUAGAAUAAUGAUUAAAGAAGUUUAGAUUAAAGAAGUGUAUUUCAAUGGUCACACCAUAAGGUUCAUUGACCCCGAAGUUAUAACUACACUAUAUGUCAGCGUGCUAGCUCAUUACUGAUUUGCCCUCGUCCUCGCUAUUAAAGCAAGGCCUUAUUCAUGUGAACAUAAGUGAAAUUUACGCCAGUGCGGAUGAAAAGUUAUGGAUGAGCACCAGGGACGGGUUGCAUCUUGAGUGAAACAAAUUCUGCAACCAAUUCCUUUUUCCGGGAAAAUGUCUUGCAUGGUAUUGCCGAUAAUUCGGCGAAGGGUGGACUAACAACGUUAGGAUGCGCAAAGACAGCACGAAAACUUUCUUCGGAAAACAGGGAACGGCUAGAGAAAAAGGUUCUAAUAUAAUCGUUAUUUGCCUUAUAUAACCGGGCCCAGAAUUCGCUUUGAACUCAGAACGGACCUACUGACUUGGGGAGUAAAGGGGUUCAAAUCUAUGAAAAUGUUCCUAUCUUUUCGCAGGAAAGCUACCGAAAAACUACAAUUCCGAGGUUGAUCCGGACCCCGAGCGAUGGAUACCUAAAAGAGAAAGAACUUACUACAAGGGAAAAAGACAAAAGAAGGGCGCGUCUGUAGGUAGGUGACAAGUUGAGACUAAUAGAGACCUUUAGAUUCGAGGACGAGGACGAGGACGACUAGAAAGAUGAGAUUUAUAACAUUUGAUAACUCUUUAUUUAUUUAUUUGUUUGUUUGUUUGUUUUUUAGCCAGUCACAUAACAAAACAAAAAGGUGUUACAAAAGGUGUUGAUUAAAAUUUAAGUUAAUGUGACAAGGAAGCCUAAAGAAGCUGGGAGCUUAUAUUAAAAGGCUUCCUUAAGCUAGAUUGCUAAUUACUUACUAUCGUGGAGAGCGUACAGAAAACCUAAAACUUAAGCGACAGAACGACUAUCAAUGAGCUAAUUUUUCAGAUGUUUUAAAAAAAACAAAUAUGGAAGAAGAGCUGGUUAGUGAAAUUGGCAACGAAUUCCUGAUUGGUGGUCCUCUAUAAAGGAUACCAAAGUGCUUAAUAUUACUUCUACAAAAAUGAGGUCUAUACAUUCUCUCUGCAACUCGUAGUAGAAUGAUAAAGGCCAUCGUGUUUUCGCGCCAAAAUGAUUCUGAUUCACGCGCGCUACUCGGUAUUGAGAAAAUCUCAUACUGAAGACUUCCUCGUCGUAAAAUCUAAAGGUCCCUGAUAUUCAGUAACCUACACCCGUACAUCAUGGACUCAAGUAUACAGUGUAUUUAUCAGGCUUCCUUGUAUUGUGGAGGUGUUGUUUGAACUGUUGUCAUGUCAGCGUUCGGUACGUAGUAGUAUAGUUGAUACCGGUUAUGCCCUCUUUCUUUCCUUGUAACUCCUUCUUCAAAAAAAGACCCCAUAUGUUGGUCGAGUUUGUGGUUGGUUUUCUUUUCUCCGAGCGGUUUUUUUCCAGGAACUCCGGUUUUCGCCUGCCCUUGAAAACCAACAUUUCCAGCAAAUUCCUACUCGAUCAGGAAUGGUACUAAUGUGGUUAAAGAACCACCAAAUGUAGAUAUGUCACCCUUAAAAGUCUUCAUUUGUUUAUUUAUUUAUUUAAUAUCUAGUUGGCCUUCGCCCUCAUAUUUAUGCAAUAAUUUACGCACAGCGAAAUUCAGUACACCAGAACCGCUAACACCGCAGCAUGAUUGUUGAUGGAACUUAGAUUUCUAUGGUUACCCCCUACACUAGCUCCGUAAAUGCAAACCCCUUAAUACGGACAACAAAGAGUCAUGUGCCUAUGUUUUUUGUGAAGCUGUCCUUUGGAACUGUCCGUCAUUGAGAGGUGUCCGUAUUAUAGAGGUGUCUAUAAGGACAGUUCGCCUAACACUCCAAUCUUACUUGGUUGUCUCGAUACAGUCGUGACUGACGACGCUCUUCAGUAAGGGUGCUAAACCAAUGGCUCCCGUCCGCUGUUUAAUAGUUGGUCCACCAAUUACGAUACGCUAACGUGUUUUAAGUUGCCUUAUCUUUCUUUUUACAGGUAAAGGAACGCAAGGUGCCGCUGCACCCACAGAAUCGUAAGUUCUUUUUUCAAAGCCAAACCUUUUUAGAUAUAUUUUGUGGGGCUAAUAACAUUUUAAUGUAUAUGACCACUUGCUGUCGAAGUUCAGACAAACGGCAUUGGAUUCUUUCCUCAUCUCUCCCUCAGAGUACUCAGAGGUUGCUUCUUAAUGCUAGUAUUGGAAAUAGUUCUCAAUGUUGGCACCGCAGGUAGAUAACCAGGUUUUGGUAUCAUCGCUCCCCCGAUAUUACAAAAUUGUGACCAUCUCAAACUGAUCAACGAGCUUUAAUUUUUGCAAUCGUCGGGUGAUCUCUAAUCACAAUCCUUCUUGGCAUAAGAGUCAUACAUCUUUGGCUACAAUGUCGUGGUAAGAUUUAAAGUAUGGUCAAUUCUUUCUCACUCAAGAACAACAUUAUACUGUAACAGGAAAGCCAAAGUCACCUUUUGAAGAAUAUCUUCCGUAAAAGGUUUAAACCCAGGAGUCAUUCAAUAAGUGGGUUGAGUUUGAUCAUACUGGUGAACGUAGUCCUGAAUAGGACUGUUGCUGACAGUGACUGACGUUUCGACAACCUAUGCAGUAGUCAUCUUCAGAGUCAAAGUGAGUUGUAUCACGUCAGUCGAUGGUAUUAAACUCUAGUUAUUGAUCUGAUUGGUCAAUUAAGUCGCGAAGUUAUUCGUCGUCUGUCAGUUCAGUAAAAAAACAUCUUCUAUUAACAAAUUUGCGGACAUCUCAUCAUUGCUUUUAUGUGACUGUCUACGAUUCUUAUUUUUGUAUUCCUUGUAGGUCAUCUAGUCCGAAAACACCCGGAAGUCCUAAACCCGCGUCUCCCCCGGGAACGCCAUCCGCAGGAGGUGCCGCCGCCAAUGUGGUGCCACCCAGACAACAGCAGCCCCAGGCAGCGAAGAAGAAACAGAGACCCAAGAAGAAGAAAGGAGGCUGGUGAAGUCAAAUGACUUGGUUAAUGUAUCAGGAAAAUAAAAUAGCAUUUAAUUUCUGGUCCCGUUUACAAGCAUGCAUUAUCUAUGUAUUUUUCUGAGUAGGGUACUUCUGUGAUCUCUACACAAAAGGUGGUUAACUGUCUACUUUGAAAAAAAUAAACUAUAAACAAC
Porites lobata is the source of this 16273-nucleotide messenger RNA. The record is from the annotation of a GenBank genome assembly. NCBI's taxonomy places the organism in Eukaryota, Metazoa, Cnidaria, Anthozoa, Scleractinia, Poritidae.